Molecule: messenger RNA, 4944 nt
Organism: Closterium sp. Naga37s-1
Lineage: Eukaryota; Viridiplantae; Streptophyta; Zygnematophyceae; Desmidiales; Closteriaceae
Source: the annotation of a GenBank genome assembly
AUGCGUCAAGAAGCGAGGCAAAGAAGUUUUUUUAGAAGGGGAGGUGGAGGUGGAGGUGGUAGUGGUGGUGGUGGUGGAGGAGGAGGAGGUAUCGGAGGAUUCUGCAGCGGAUUGAUUAAACGGCCUUACUGCUGCUCGCCAUUGGUUGCUCUCGUGCUCCUUUGGCUGAUCGGCUUUGGCAUCUGGAAUAGCGGCCUUUUCAGAAGUCGAAAUUCCUCCCCAUCUGCUCCUGCUAUCGGCGAAGACGAUGAUCCCUAUGCCAGCGGCCAGCCUGGCGACGACGCAUGGACGGCAAAGUCAACCAAGACCUCUCAGCCGGCCAUCACCGGCACCAAUCCCUCUCUUUCUGACGCGUCUGACGACGACGAUGACCCCUGGUCUUCCAAAAACACCAAUCCUGGUGGUUCGGUGACGUCGCCCAGCCUCAGCAAUGCAGGCUCGGAAAGCGAUUAUGGGGAUGGUCUAGGAGGAUCGGAAGGAUCAGAUGCGGCAGGAGGAGUAGCAGACGAGGAGGGCGAGGGAGGCGGAACUGGGACAGGCGGGUUUAGACCCGGAAGCGGGCCCGGGAUGGGUUUUGGAGAGGCUGGUGAGGAUGAGGAAGAUGGGGAUGGAGGAAUGGGAGGGACGACAGGGUGGGGUUCAAAGCUAGCUGGUUCCAGGCCUGGGGGUGGUCGGGCAGGAGGGUUUGGAGGCUUGCCGGCAACGGGAAUGGAGGAUGAUGACGAGGAGAGCGGUGUUACUGGUGUGGGUGGAGGGAGAGGGAGUGCGAAGGGAGGGGCGUUUGGGACUAGAGAUGAGGGGUUUGGAAGCCGUACUGGUGGGAGAAUGGGUACAUUUGGUGGGCGUGGCGGUGCUGAGGAGGAGGAAGAGGAGGGAGAGGAAGGGGACGAGGAUGAGAGUGAAGAGGAAGAAGAGGAGGGAGGGGAGGAGGAAGAGGAGGAGGAGGAUGAGGAAGGUGGGGGCAGGGCGAAGCGGAAGAAGAAGGGAGGGAAGAAGAAGAAAAGUGGAGGGAAGGGGAAAAGGGCGCGGGGAGGGAAGGAUGAGGUGGAUGACGCACUGGAAGAAUUCGAACAGGCGGCUAAAGAAGCAGAGGGGUUGGUGGCACGACUCGGCAAGAAGAACCCACGUAAGAAGGCGAAAGGGGGAGUUGCAGCAGCAGAGGAGGAAGAAGAGGAGGAGGACGAUGAGGAGGAGGCGGAGGAGGAGGAGGCGGGGCGGGGAACGGGGCGUGUGCGGCAGCCCGGGAAGUUGGGGAAGGAUGCGGCGAAGAGGAAGGAGGAGGAGCGAGUGGCGAGUAUGUUCUAUGGGACAAGGGCUGCGGACGAGGCUCCCAGUGUGGAGGACGCGCAGGUGGAAGAGGAGGAGGAGGCGCCGGGGGAGGAUGACGAGGGGCUGCUUGAUUUCGCCUCGCUGCGCAUCCCAGGCACCGGCGUCCGGGGCACCAAGGUGAUGGAGGUGGAGAGGCAGCUGGCAUGCGUGGCGAGGGAAGGGCGGUGGGCGCUCAACUCGACGCCUAGAUGGCUGCCGUGGGACCUCAAUCCGCUGAGAGUGAAGGAGCAGCCCAACUACCGCACCUGCGACAUGCUGCAUGCCCAGCGAGAGGGCGGCAUCUAUGGUCUCCAAGCCGAGCGAAUCCGCCAGAAGUACUCCCGAACCUCCCGCCGCCGAGGCUCGGCCGCGCCGGACUGGAAGGUUCGGCGGGAGGUGCUGUACGAGUGGCGCAGCAGCGAGCCGGAGCGGUGCCCGUUUGUGCGCUUCGACCGCGAGGGGUUCUGCCGGGCAGUGCGGGGGAGGAACGUGGUGCUGGUGGGGGAUGCGUUCAGUUUGGACAUGCAUGAUGCUGUGUUGAAUCAUCUGGUGACGGCGGCGACCAAGAGAGAUGCUGGCCGGCUGGGCGAUGGAUGGGCCAAUGUCACGGAGGGCGCAUGCUUCGAGGCGGGCCACCAGCUAUGCACCGACGUGCCCAUCACCCCCACCUCCGCUGCUCUCCCCUCCUCCACCGCCUCUGGCUCGUACGGCAAAGGCCCUCCUGACACCACUGGCGCAACAGGAGGGGGGGAUAGGCUGGGGGUGGAUGAGGAAGGUGGGAGUGCUAUCAGUAUAGCUGCCGUGCGUGGGAAGGAGCGCAGGAGGCGGGGGAGGAGGCAGGGAGGGGCCAGUCGAGGUCGCGUGCUGCUGUGGGAGUCAGAUGGGAGUGAGGAGGAGGACGAGGAAGAAGGGGCGGAGGGGGCAGAAGGAGGGCAAGGAGGGGGAGGAGGGGGGGUUGGGGGAAGGGUACCUCAAGGGAGCUCCAACUUAGGAGAAGAGGGGAAUGAGGAGGAUGAGGAGGGGGAGGGUAGUGGUGGGGGUAGCAGCAACGGCUGGAGCUCAGGGGGUGCCAGCGCUGGUGGAGGAGGUUCGGGCUCUAAUCUGCAGCUGGGGUCCAGGUCUGGGUCAGGCUCGGGGUUAGGUUCGGGCAGAGGUGUGGCAAGGGGUGGGGAAGCAUCAUCGGUGGGGUUUAACUUGCGGGUGGUGCUGAACCCGUUUCUGACGCCCGACACGGGCCGCCCCAUGCGCUACAACACCCGCUGGCUGCGCCGCCUGCGGCGGUGGCGCACGGAUAUCCUCAUCCUCUCCCGCACUGCGCUCUUCAACGAUAGUGAGUGCAUGCUGGGGCCUUUUCUUUCUUUUUUGGAAUGCUAUGUCAAGGUGCAAGAGGUGCGGGACACCCUGGAGGUAGUGAGGGAGCUCUACCCAGACAUGCUGGUCAUCUGGCGCAACUCCCCUGCGGGCCAUCCCAUGUAUCCCCCUUUCCCUCCAUCCUUCCUUCCCUGCUUCGCUCCUUUCCGAACACAAUGCAGAGGACGUGAUGUUGCAGGAGGUGCGGGACACCCUGGAGGCAAGGAUCUAAUGUUGCAAGAGGUGCGGGACACCCUGGAGGCAGUAAGGGAGCUUUAUCCAGAUAUGCUCGUCAUCUGGCGCAACUCCCCUGCUGGCCACCCCAGCUGCCACCGCUUCACCCGCCCGCUCAAGCGCCGCCCCAAGCCGCUGCAGCUCAAGGGGCAGCUGCCCGCCACGUGGACGCGGCACGCUGAGAUGAACGUUGCCGUGCGGUCUCUGCUCAAGGAGUAUGGAGUGGUGUAUCUAGAUGUGGAUUCAGCCACUUCACUACGUCCCGACGGCCAUCACAGGCGGAUGGAUGGCACAGUGGACUGCCGCCACUACUGCAUGCCAGGCCCCCUCGACCACUGGGUCUCUCUCCUCUACAACCUGCUCCGCCUUAUCGACAACCACUCCCAGCAGCCACAGCAGAACGGGCAGCGAGGGCAGAGAGGGCAGCAAGGGGUAUCACCCGAGCCUGAGGCGGGGGAAAGUGGGGCUGGAGAGGCGACUGGGGGUGUGGUAGAGGGAGGAAAAGAGGAUGUGGUGGCAGGCAGUGGGGAAGGGAGGGAGGCGGGCAGUGGGGAAGCGGGGAAAGUUGCAGGAGCAGAAGCGAAGGAGAGUGAUGGGGCUGUUGGGCCUUCAGAGGCAGGUGGGCUCGAUACUGGUGACGAGGGGGUCAGGGAGGAGACGGGGAGGAAGGAGGUACCGGAGCAAGGAGCAACAGAGGAAGGGGCAUCAGAGAAGGGAGGGGCAGGGGCGGAGCCAGGAGCAGGUGAGCAGAGAGCAGUGAAGGUUGGCACAGGAGCAGGAGGCGAGGAAGGAGGGGCAGUAGGGGUUGCGGAUGAAGGGGUGAAGGAGGGAGGGGAGGCUGGUGAUGUGAAGCAAACAGAGGGAUCAGGAGAGGAAGCAGGGAAGGCAGGGCAAGCAGGAAAGGAAACGGAACAAGUGGCCGGGGGAGCGGAGAGCAAGGAUGAAGGGAAGACUGGUGAUGGUGCUGCUACUGCUGCUUCUGCCACUGGUGGUGGUGACAGUGGUGGUGCUGCUGCUGCUGGCAGUGGUGAUAGCAGCAGUGGCGAUGCACAGUCAUUCCCUCCUCCAGAUGAUGCUACGCCUGCUGCUGACGCCACACCUGCUCCUCAAGUCAAAGCACCUGAACCCCUCGCGCCCUGCAGGAACUACUUGGAGUGCAUCCCAGGGACGGCAGUGCGGGGCACACAGGCAGUGGAGCAGACCAACCGUGAGAUGGCGUGUCUGGCAAAGGAGGGCCGUUGGAUCAAGUUCAACACGCCCCGCUGGCAGCCCUGGAGCAAGGACCCCAACCGCAACCCUCUAGCGCCCCACUAUGGCACCUGUGACAUUCUGCACCGCAGAAACAAGGGUGUGUUCGGCAAGGCAGCGGAGGACAUCCGGGUUUCAGGAACCGGCGAUUGGAACGUUCGACCGGAGCUGAAGCACACGUGGAAGGCGAGCCGCUUCUGCCCUCCGCUCAACGGGUACAACCGCGACAAGUUCUGCCGCGCUAUGGGGCGCCGCAACGUGGUGUUUGUGGGCGACCAGUCGCAGCUGGCGCUGCAUGAUGUGUUCAUAAAUCAUGUGCUCACCAUGAAGACUGCUAAGGACAUCGGCACCGCUGCUGAUGCAUGGGAGGAGAACGAGAUUCCUUUGUGCCACCGCAAGCCACACGUGGUGUGCUCGGACCAUGUGCCCGGGGGAUUCACCUUCCGAGUCGUGCACAACAACCUGCUCUCGCCUGACUCUGCCGGGGGCGGCAAGUUCAACCAGCGCUGGCUGCGCCACCUCACGGAGUGGAACGCUUCCAUUGUCGUCCUCAACAAGGGCUUCGAAAAAAGACCAACUGCCAAGUACCUGUCCACGCUGCGUGCAUCGCUGGCGAAGCUGAGGGAGGUGGCGCCGGACGUGCUGCUGGUGUGGCGCAACACGUGGCGCGGCCACCCCGACUGCGGCAACGCCACGGAGCCGCUCAAGGCCGUGCCGCACAAUGAAACCAACGAGAGCCAGUGGAGCUACGUGGUGGAACAGAAUGAAGGGGCCAAGGCCAUUGUGAAGGUGCGUGAGACAUGA